This is a messenger RNA of Lineus longissimus, 2831 nucleotides long. Its product is annotated as synaptotagmin-5-like. Gene Ontology annotation, cellular component: plasma membrane; exocytic vesicle. Gene Ontology annotation, biological process: regulation of calcium ion-dependent exocytosis; calcium-ion regulated exocytosis; regulation of dopamine secretion. The record is from RefSeq and is a predicted model, not a curated record. The transcript is spliced from 11 exons. NCBI's taxonomy places the organism in Eukaryota, Metazoa, Nemertea, Pilidiophora, Heteronemertea, Lineidae. Gene Ontology annotation, molecular function: SNARE binding; clathrin binding; calcium ion binding. The coding region runs from base 302 to 1996 and encodes 564 amino acids.
CGGCAAGGACGAGUUUGCAUCGAUUGUUAAGUAGCUCGGUCUACUCGGAGUACAACGCCUUUACUUGGACUCUCCGUAAACAUCUGUAUUCAACAUGGAUGUACUAGAAAUCGUCAAAGUGAUGUGACAGAUUUGGAUGUAAAAAACGUGCUAGGAUAUUCAACAGUGUUAUGUCAGAUUCCUGGCACCAUGAAAGCCUUAGAGGGUUAACAUAAUGACCACAAGUUACAACCUCCACCAGUCAAUUAGGAAGGCAAUGAGGAUCAUUUGAUAUUUUGGUUGAACCUGCCCCACCCCGACAAUGGUAUAUUCCGACCUGCCGAGCUACUUGAUAGCAGUCUACGUACUGAUACCGGUCAUAGUGUUUGUCCUUCUCGUCAUUCUAAUCUACAUCUGCUGUUCAAAACGAUUCCGCUUAAAUUGGUUCGAGCGAUCGCUUCUCGACCAUCAGGAGGAAUGCCAGAGGAUUAACUGUGUGAGUUCGCACUCACCGUCCUCGCACACGGCGCCAAGGUUAUCGUGCGGGUCGCUGCGCAGGACUAGUCUAAAGUAUGGACCGUUGAUUGCGACACCGAGGACAAGCAUGGGUUCGAACCCCAGCCAUGCGAGCACCCCGGGUGGAACUAAUGAUGCGCAGUCAUCGGAUAGCAGCGAAAACUUCUGGGUUCCGCCCGACGUGGUCAAAAAGAAACGGGCGCAGAGUUUAGUUGCGGCCAUGCUGCACCAGGAGAGCGAUGAAGGGAAGAAGAGAGUGAGUCGGCUGCGAUCGGCCCCCACCCCCAAUCAUAUCAUACGGGAACGAGAUCGUGGUAAAACCCCCCAAGGGAAGAAGAGAGUGAGUCGGCUGCGAUCGGCCCCCACCCCCAAUCAUAUCAUACGGGAACGAGAUCGUGGUAAAACCCCCCAAGAUGUCAGCAGUGGUCCAGAUAUCAGCAGUGGUCCAGAGGGAACGCCAACUUCCAGCACCCCAAUCAUGUCGACAUCAUUACAAGAACUUUCAUUUAACCUUCCGACGGAAAAACUGACGGAAUCCCUCCAACAAGCAGUCCAGCUUCCACCGACAUUUAAUCGUCAGCGUCGUCGAGCAUCUAUGCACGAUGCUAUUGAUCAUACGAAAAUUAACACAAGGCUUUACGACAGGGUACAACCAGCUCGGCAACAGUCCAUCGGAAGCAUACAGGAGGAGAACAUAGGCUCAAUCAAUUUCUCACUUGAUUACAACUACGAAACGGGUCUGAUGACAGUACGGGUCAUCCAAGCACGGGACCUUGUUCCCAGGGAUCUUAGUGGAACUGCUAAUCCUUACUGCCAAGUUUCAAUACUGCCAAGCAGGAGGGCGAUAAUGCAGACGAAACAUGUGAAAAAGACGUUAAAUCCGGAAUUUGAGGAAGAGUUCCUUUUUGAAGUUCUUCCAAAUAAUUUAGCAACACGGACGCUACAAAUUUUGAUAUUUGAUUAUGAUCAGUUUUCACGUGAUGAGGUGCUGGGUCAGGUGCACGUGUCGCUGGACGGGAUUGACUUCUCGGAGCGGGUCGUGCUUUGGAAAGGAAUAUCUGUGUUUGAAAAGAAUAGAGAGUGCACCGAGCUGGGUGACCUCAUGUUCUCACUGGGCUAUCUCUCAAGCGCUAAGAGGCUGACUGUCGUUAUAAUGAAAGCUAGGAAUCUAAAAAUCAUAGAUCGUGAUAAGGGGACAUCAGAUCCGUACGUGAAAGUCUCCAUCAGUUAUGCAGGUAAAAAGCUUAAAAAGAAGAAGACGUCUACGAUACGAAACACAUUAAAUCCCAUUUGGAAUGAAGCAUUGGUUUUUAACAUUGGCAACGACUACUUAAAUAAGCUUGAAGUCCAUAUUAAUGUUAUUCACGAUAAUUUACUUGGGAAUACGGAGUAUCUCGGACAUAUCGAAGUGGGCCCACGAUCAACAGGUGAAGAACUGGCUCAUUGGAAUGAUAUGGUGCAUUCAAAGAGUGCUAUUGCCCGUUGGCAUCAUUUAGUCUAAUGUCAUUUGUGGUGCUGGACAUGUUUUCCCUUAUGAUAUUAUAUAGGUUGUAACGAAAUAUCGGGAUCAUUCUGUAGACAGGUAGUGCAUUGUUUAGGCACCAAAGAACAAGCUCUGAAGAUAGGAUAACAUGACUUCAAAGAACACGCUAUGAAGGCAGGAUUAAGUAGGACCACAUGAUGUCAAAGAACACACACUGAGGCAGGAUUAAAUCUGAUCACAUGACUUCAAAGAACACGCUUUGAAAGCAGGUUUCAUUCAGAUCACAUGACGUCAAAGAAUACGCUUUGAAAGCAGGUUUGAGUCAGAUCAUAUGACUUCAAAGAUCACUCCCUGAACGCAGGUCUAAGUCAGAUCACAUGACUUCAAAGAACACACCCUGAAGGCAGGUCUAAGUCAGAUCACAUGAAUUCAAAGAACACGCUUUGAAAGCAGGUUUGAGUCAGAUCAUAUGACUUCAAAGAACGCGCUUUGAAGGCAUGAAUUAGUAGAAUCACAUGACUUCAAUGAACAUGCUUUGAAGGCACGUUUUAGUCUGAUCACAUAACUUCAUGCCAUCACAUGAUAUUCUCGGGUCUGUUUAUUUAGCACGGAGAUUGAUUUAAUAUAUAAAACAUUAGGUGAGAUUAUCCAUGGAUUAUCUUAAAUCAAUCCUGUAACCUUAUGACCAAAUAGAAAGUGGGAUUAGCCAUGAAUUAUCUCGGAGUCAUGCAGUGACCAUGACUAAAUGACAGGGAAUCAUGUGUGAGAUUCUGUGGGAUUACGGCAAAACUUGUCAGGAGCUGGCUGUCAUGCAAUAUCCUGUAGUCUGCGAAGGAAGGUAUUAACUCAAUCU